GAGCGAGGGGGGGGAAGGGCUUUUCUGAGGAUCGGGAGAGUGAGGCGGAGGGAGAGGCGCCGGGAGCCUCGCAGCAUCCCGUGCCCCGGCCCCGCGGCGCUGCUGCCGCCGGCCCCGCGGAGAGGGCUGCGGAGCAAGGUAAGGGCUGGCACCGCGCUCCGGGACCCUGGCCUGCCACUCGGGGGCUGUUUUUCCCGGCCGUGCGAGCGCUCGCUGGCGAGGGCAGAGCGGCCGCUGCCCCGCCGUGCCCCGCCGCCGCCCAGCCGCGAAGUUACUUUGUUCGCAGAGUUGCCGCGGAGGCUGGGCUGGGACCCCCGGGCGCCCCGGCCGCUUGUCCCUCGCAUCCCCCACGUCGUGCUCAGCGUCACCAGCCAACACCGCGAAGGAAAAGCCGUGCGCGCCUUCCCCGAUAGUUUCCCCUCGCACAGCCGAGGGAAGGGGUGAUGGAAGAGGAAGAACUUCCCUUUGUCGUAGGAGAGGAUUGAGUGACCUCCGAAGUUUUGUUCCGGGAGGAAACCGCUUGAAGAAGUUUGUUUAUGGCCUGAUGUGAAGCCUUCCGAAGGCUGAAGCAGUGUCCAUUGCACACAGUCAACUUUGGGGCCCAUUUGAACACAUGCUGGAGGAAGCAGCAGGAAAUUAAUGUACAGAGAACAUUCCUGCCUUCUGUAAGAAGAUGGCUUAGCUGAUUUAAUAGCUUUUUCUCAGUCUGUGAUUCCAACAGCCAGGUGUUUGGAAGGGGAGUGUGCUGGCCGGGCCGGGGGCUGUCUUGGUGCUGGCCCUCGCAGCAGGGAGAUAGCAGAGAUGGUGGCCUGAGGGCACCAGCCCCGCGUGCAGACAUGGCCUUCGCCCAGUCCCACAUCAUGGCAGCCAGGAGGCACCAGCACAGCCGGCUCAUCAUCGAGGUGGAUGAGUACAGCUCCAACCCCACACAGGCUUUCACGUUCUACAACAUUAACCAGGGACGAUUCCAGCCCCCACAUGUGCAAAUGGUUGAUCCGGUGCCCCAUGACGCUCCGAAGCCUCCAGGAUAUACACGAUUUGUCUGUAUUUCUGAUACUCACUCAAGAACUGAUCCCAUCCAAAUGCCAUAUGGAGAUGUGUUAAUACAUGCUGGUGAUUUUACUGAGCUGGGACUUCCUAGUGAAGUAAAAAAAUUCAACGAGUGGCUAGGUAGCCUGCCCUAUGAAUACAAGAUUGUGAUAGCAGGAAAUCAUGAAUUGACCUUUGACCAGGAAUUCAUGGCUGACUUAAUCAAGCAGGACUUUUACUAUUUCCCCUCUGUUUCUAAGCUGAAGCCAGAGAGCUAUGAAAAUGUACAGUCUCUUCUAACAAACUGCAUCUAUCUCCAAGACUCUGAAGUGACGGUGAGGGGAUUCAGAAUAUAUGGCUCCCCUUGGCAACCUUGGUUUUAUGGCUGGGGCUUUAAUCUUCCACGAGGCCAAGCACUAUUAGAGAAAUGGAACCUUAUUCCAGAUGGAAUAGAUAUUCUUAUAACACAUGGACCACCUCUCGGAUUUCUAGACUGGGUUCCUAAGAAAAUGCAACGAGUAGGAUGUGUUGAACUGCUGAACACAGUCCAGAGACGAAUACAGCCAAGACUUCAUGUUUUUGGACAUAUCCAUGAAGGUUAUGGUGUGAUGGCUGAUGGAACCACCACUUACGUGAAUGCAUCUGUGUGCACUGUGAAUUACCAGCCACUUAAUCCGCCUAUAGUUAUUGACUUACCUACUCCAAGGAACACAUGAUUAUAAUGAGGAUUCAAAGUUCUACCCAACACAUAAGCAACUUUAUAUUGCUGGCUGAGAAUCCCAGUAGGGAACCAUUCAACAAAAAAAGCAAAAUUCUUCUUUUUUACCCUGCUAGCUGUUCACAGAUAAAUUUAGAGUAACAAAAGUGGACAAGGAAGAAAGACAUUUUGGUGCCAGAACCAGAUUAAAGACUAACAUUUCACCAUUAAAAUGUUUGUGAACACAGAAAAAUGACUGCAUUCCAUAUACAUACAUACACAUAUAUAUAUAUAUA
Molecule: messenger RNA, 2022 nt
Organism: Passer montanus (Eurasian tree sparrow)
Lineage: Eukaryota; Metazoa; Chordata; Aves; Passeriformes; Passeridae
Gene: MPPED1
Product: metallophosphoesterase domain containing 1
Exons: 8
Coding region: 837-1745 (302 amino acids)
Molecular function (GO): hydrolase activity
Source: RefSeq, a predicted model, not a curated record